Molecule: messenger RNA, 360 nt
Organism: Calypte anna (Anna's hummingbird)
Lineage: Eukaryota; Metazoa; Chordata; Aves; Apodiformes; Trochilidae
Product: alveolar macrophage chemotactic factor
Exons: 5
Coding region: 1-294 (97 amino acids)
Biological process (GO): cellular response to lipopolysaccharide; neutrophil chemotaxis; antimicrobial humoral immune response mediated by antimicrobial peptide
Cellular component (GO): extracellular region
Molecular function (GO): chemokine activity; CXCR chemokine receptor binding
Source: RefSeq, a predicted model, not a curated record
AUGGGGCAGCCACAGCUUCCUUGGGCAAUCCUCCUGCUCCUGCUCUUGGCCCACCCAGCCCACCCAGCCAUCCUGGAGGUGAAUGGGAACCUGAGCUGUCGGUGUGUGAAGACAACCUCAGACUACAUCAGUCCCAAGAAAUACGAGAGCCUGGAGAUCAGACCUGUGGGGAGCAGCUGCAGGCGUACAGAGAUCAUAAUUAAAUUAAAACCUUCAGGGAAGGUGUGCGUGGAUCCUGACGCCCCUUGGGUAAAGAAGCUGCUGAAGCGUAUUGCCAGCACGAAGAAAAAAUAAGUUUCCUGCUGAGGAAGUUGGUGCUGGGAGCCCCGAGCCGGGCGGGCAGAUGAUGUCCAGGACUUG